GCGCGCUGAGGCUCCAGAGGGACCCUGGCGGAUAUGGCUGCUUCCCGCUUACCCCCCACGACGCUUACGCUAAAGCAGUUCAUGAGAAGGCAACAAGUUCUCCUUCUCUACAGAAGGAUCUUGCAAGCAAUUCGGCAAGUUCCAAAUGAUUCUGAUCGCAGAUACCUGAAGGACUGGGCAAGGGAAGAAUUCAGAAGGAACAAAAGUGCCACCGAAGAGGAUACCAUCCGGAUGAUGAUUACUCAAGGCAAUAUGCAGCUCAAGGAGUUAGAAAAAACACUUGCUUUAGCAAAAGCUUAACUAUAGCAUUUUGAAGGAUUGUAAAGUUUCCAUGCAUUUUGUUGACUUUGGGCUUAACAAUGGGUAGCCUGAAGCCAAGUCUUGCUGUUUGUAUGUACAGUAUUUAGGCAAAAUAUCAGAAGGUGGAACACGGUAUGUCAUAGAGAGCAAAGGAAAGCACAUCAGAACAAUUGCCUUAGCACUAAAAAACACCGUGAGUUUUGAAAAUGUUUGAUAGGACAGCAGUUUUUGAAAGAAGCAUAAACCACUAUAACAAAUGGCCAGUUAGCACAUGAAAAGAUGCU
This is a messenger RNA of Propithecus coquereli (Coquerel's sifaka), 584 nucleotides long. RefSeq names its product LYR motif containing 2 (gene LYRM2). Gene Ontology annotation, cellular component: mitochondrion. The record is from RefSeq and is a predicted model, not a curated record. NCBI's taxonomy places the organism in Eukaryota, Metazoa, Chordata, Mammalia, Primates, Indriidae. The coding region runs from base 34 to 300 and encodes 88 amino acids. The transcript has 3 exons.